Messenger RNA from Cylicocyclus nassatus, 426 nucleotides. The record is from the annotation of a GenBank genome assembly. Lineage: Eukaryota; Metazoa; Nematoda; Chromadorea; Rhabditida; Strongylidae.
AUGUUGCUCUGCUUUCUCCUUUCUCUGUUGCCAACCUAUACCCAAGGUGCUUGGGGGCUAGAAAAUUGUGACACUGAUGUAUGGAAAAGAACUAUCUUGGAAGGUAUCGAAUCUGUAUGUCAAAGAAAAAUGAAACUGUACUACGAUUCGAACCGGCUUAAAUUCCUCAGACAAAAUGCGUAUGGGCAGAACGAUCGCAAGCAAAAUAUAUACUGUACAAAAUUUGAUCCCAAGAAAUUGAAAGAUGGUGCUGUAAGUCUUGUCUAUGCAGUCCUGUUGGAGGUUGGAUACGAGCUUGGGCUAAUAAGCGCCUGUGAGGCUAUGGAGAGGAAACCACAUUACGGAUGUGUAGACUACUGGGGUGGUUGGUUGAGAAACAAGCCAUACCUCUGCUGCGGAUUCUAUGCUAAUCCCAAAUCCAAUUAG